Messenger RNA from Frankliniella occidentalis (western flower thrips), 2121 nucleotides. RefSeq names its product B-cell CLL/lymphoma 6 member B protein-like. The transcript has 6 exons. The coding region runs from base 153 to 1916 and encodes 587 amino acids. The record is from RefSeq and is a predicted model, not a curated record. Gene Ontology annotation, cellular component: nucleus. NCBI's taxonomy places the organism in Eukaryota, Metazoa, Arthropoda, Insecta, Thysanoptera, Thripidae.
AGCCGAAGCCGAAGACGACCCGAACGCGAUCCGAAGGGGUGUCGGCAGGUGCCGGGGAUGCCACCGCCACCGCCGCGAUGCCUUCCGCGUGAGAAAUGCCGGCAAAAGUAAACGUUUGGUAAACGGCCAACAUCCUCCAUACUUUUUGUCUUAUGGGUUCGGGAAAAAUAAUAGACUUUAAUGCAUUUGGACGAGCUCAUUGUGCUGCCAACCUGCUCCCACCCCCCUCCAGACGAAAGUUCAGGGUGGCGGUGAUUCCACUGAUGCAACAAUGCUUAAGGGGGUACUUUGACGAAGGUGCCAGCCGGUUGUGCCAGUGUUUCUCUACGUUUGCUCAUAAACUGACAAACAUCGAUAUGCCGAAGUGCUUUUUAAGGUCUUUCGGUUUCGGAGGACGGUCUCCGAGAAUCUGCAAAGCGGAGGUCGACGCAAAGGACUCAGAGAGCCCGACGUCGCGGCCGCCCCGGCUCCGGGCCCACCACCGGCCGCCCCCGCCGCCCCUGAGGCCCCGGCCCGUGCGCCUCGUGCGCCCGCCCAGGAAGACCCUGGACGAGGACUCGGACGACCCCUGCAGUUACCUGUCCUACCUCAGGCGCCAGCGUCCACGCCUCGGAAACGUGUCCGGGGCCGCCCCCGCUCCUCCCCCUCCGAGCUCGGAUCAGGACUGGCUGUUCAAUCCCAACUUACCCAUCGUCACCAGGUUUCUCAGCGGCAGCCAGCUGCUUACCUAUCCGGCGGAGGAGGCCACUCUCGCCACUGAUCUGUUUGGUCAGCAAGACGAACAUCAGGCAGCUUUGGACGCACUGUCACUGCAGGAGUGCUCGAGCCCGGGCCCUGAAAGCUACCCCCUCCACUCCCCUCCCUGCCUGGGCGCCGCCAUGGCCGCGGUCGCGAGGAGUGACCUGGACCUCGGUGACCAUCACGUCGUGCGCGUUGGAAGGGCCGUGCCGCUGAGCCUGCCUCCGACUCCAGCGGGUAGGAACACCCUCAACCACCCGCAACCGCCUCACGCGCCACUACCGCCUCCACCACCCGUUCUAUCUCGUUCUCCACCAGGGAGCUGCAUCGUGGUGACGGUGGGCGCUCCCCGUGGCCCCCGCGCCUCCUCGGCAGCGCCCCGCCGCUCCCGCAGGAUGUCGGCCACCAAUCGGCGUGAGAGUGCGCUGCUGUCGCAGGCUGUGAGCCAGGCCGUGGAACACGCCCUUCGAGAGCUCAACAACAAGAGCAACAACAACAAUGCCUGGCCAACGGGGGAGCGGUCAUUGUUGCAAAGCUUGGGCGCCUUGCGAGGCGCGGGCAGCCUAGCGGGUAGCGCGGCACGUAGCCGGGCCCUCGGCAGCAGGGGCAUGGAGACGCGCACGAGGACGUCCGCCAGGAUGGAGAGGGCCUUGGCCUCGCAGCAGCAGCAGCAGCCAGCGGAGAGCACCGCCAGGACCGUCGCCUGCAAGGCCAGCGCCAGCGACGAAGAGGAUGACGUAGACGACAGCAUCGCGGCUCCCGGGCUCGACGACCCGACCAGUACCGGGUCCUCGUCGGCCGACGCGGGGUCGACGGCUGGGUCGGGAUCGCCGCGCCAGCUGCACAAGUGCGGCCACUGCGGCAAGGAGUUCGACCGGCCCUGGGUGCUCAAGGGCCACCUGCGGCUGCACACGGGAGAGCGGCCCUUCGAAUGCCCCUUCUGUCAGAAGCGCUUCGCCGACCGGUCCAACCUGCGCGCCCACCAGCGCACCCGCGCGCACCACGACUGGUCCUGGCACUGCCCCAAGUGCUACAAGGCCUUCUCGCAGCAGCGCUACAUGGAGCGCCACGGGCCGGACGCGUGCAGCAAGCACCGCCUCAAGCAGCUGAACCGCGCCAGCCACUCGUCCCUCAUCAGCGAGCUGCUCCAGCAGCAGGACCACGUGAACCGCGUGUAGCGGCGCGUCGUGGGCCCUGCCCCGUCCGGCGUCCCGACCUCGCCGAGGACGACCAGUCCCCUGCUCUGGUCCUUGAAUUGUCAUUGUCUUGUGCCUCUACGCCCCCACGUGUUAACGCGGCGGGCCGUAUUUUACACGUUUUUUUAUGUUAAAGAAAUUUGACCAUGUCUGAUGAAUAGAUAUAAAAGAUUGUUCUAUGUACAUA